AUGGGUAACAUCUAUCUUCGGGACAGUUUUUGGCCGAAGGAUUUGCGGAAUCUGGAAAGGCAACAAUUCAAUGAUCUCGAUAGCGAAGAUGGGGAUACAUACGACAAAGCGUACCAGAGGAUCGAGAAACUGAAUGAGAAGAAUGAUAAGAGAGCCAAGAAGAAAUUUAAAAUCGGCACUAUGUCCUUCGAUGAUGCUGAAGGUCUUAUCGCUAGCUACGUUGAAGGAUCACCUCCCAAAAAGGGUCGGACGCCGUACCGGAGUGAAGUCAAGUUCCCGCCGCUGACUCACGACACAAUUAAUCAGUAUAUAGGGAAAGCAUCUGUCAACCCGGACAAUAAAACAAAAGUUGGUGCGAUCGACCUCCUAGCAGAUAUGGAUUGCACGAAAGACAGAUUCUGGAAUCUUGACUAUCUUUUCGUUCCAAUUCACAACGAAAAUAUCGGAGAACAUGGAAAUUACUCCCUCUUGGGUAUACCACCAAAACAAAAGUACAUUUUUGCAAUUGAUAGCAUGACGCAGAUUGAUUACGAUAUCGGGACUUGGCCAAUGUCUGGGAUCUGGGAUAUCCUAGUCUCACAGCAGCGUAGGGCAGAACGAGCUGUAACGUUCCCGCUAUUUGGCCAAUGGGCAAGGAAAGAAAAUGAGAAGACGGAUGGGAGUCAGAACUGUGCUCGACAAGGUGAUUUGUACAACUACGGGGUGUUUACAGUUACAAAUGCUCUGUGUCUGGGAUUUGGUUUCGAUCUGAUGUGCUACAGCAAUAGUGAUUUAAAUCCUAACAAGAGACCAAGGAUGUUCGCAGAGCUCGCAAAUGGAAUGAGAUCUGGCGACAAUAUUGAAACUGGAUUUGUGGGCAAGUACGCCUACGAUAUGUUAGACACACCAGUGAAACCGCUGCGCAAUACGCGAAAUGGGGAGACAAAGGAGGAUGGGGAAGAACCAGAAGAGGACAUAUUAUCAGAAAAUGACAAAUCGUCAGAAAAUGACACAUCGUCAGAAAAUGACACACAUCGUCAGAACGGGACAUAUCUUCAGAAGACGACCUAG
Cadophora gregata is the source of this 1050-nucleotide messenger RNA. RefSeq lists its product as uncharacterized. The record is from RefSeq and is a predicted model, not a curated record. NCBI's taxonomy places the organism in Eukaryota, Fungi, Ascomycota, Leotiomycetes, Helotiales, Ploettnerulaceae. The transcript is spliced from 4 exons. Bases 1 to 1050 code for a protein of 349 amino acids.